UCGACAUGGUUCAAGUUCAGGUGAAGCACAGCGGCGGCGGCGAGGGCGAGGGCGAGGAGGUGGAAUUCCUCUACGACUGCCAAAGCACUUCCACCGUCGACGACAUCGCCAGUGACCUAUCACAAAUCUCCAAUCUUCAGACCAAGAUUCUGCGCAUCUUCCACCAGCUCCAACCUCGUCUCUCUCUCCAUCGCCGCGACUCCAAAGUUAUGACUUUGAUCAGAGCUUUAUCAGAAUCUAAUUCUUAUGCUUCCAAGGACCUGGUUCUACGUAAUAAACCCUUGUCUCUUUAUGUUCUGAGGGACCAUCUGAAAAGCAUAGAACGGGAAUUCAGUGCCAACUAUCGUACUUUGGGUUUUCCGGAUUCCAACUUGCAGCAGCUAUUAACAGAUUUGGAGCUGCUUCAGGAGGACACUGUCGAGCUACUUUGGGCAGGAAAAGAACUCCACAGGGGCAAACAACUUUGUGAUUAUAUUGGCAAAAAUGAGAAAACAAAGAUUCUGCUAAGGCUGCAGCCACCCAGCCCACAUCCUGCAUGUUAGUUUAGCUAAGAAAGAGCCACUCAGAUCUGAAGCUUUGUCCCUGUUUUGCGCAGUUUCCAUCAUGCCAUAAGAAUUCUGUUUUGACCCUAAUUAUUGGUUUCUCUUUGUUCUCAUUUGUUCUUUCUACUUCACGGAGCAAGAGUAUAGGAAAAGAUACUACCUCAACUGUCCAGCUCCACGAGAAGAUUAUUACUACUGUCUUGAGAAUACCUUUGUAAAAUGUAAUGAUACACUUGCAUAUAUGAAAAAUACCACUAGAAUGAUGUGACAGUAGCAUUUUUGCAAUUAUCAGCUACUUCACUGUAGUUCUCUUCCAAUUAAGCAUAUCAUUUUGUAUGGGAAUAUUAUGUAGAGUUUGUAUUUUUAUAUCAUUUACUCAAUAAGCUUUUUGC
Diospyros lotus (date-plum) is the source of this 934-nucleotide messenger RNA. RefSeq lists its product as uncharacterized. The record is from RefSeq and is a predicted model, not a curated record. Lineage: Eukaryota; Viridiplantae; Streptophyta; Magnoliopsida; Ericales; Ebenaceae. The transcript has 5 exons. The coding region runs from base 6 to 542 and encodes 178 amino acids. Gene Ontology annotation, biological process: regulation of cilium movement.